UUAUAAGUCCUUGAGGAAAGAAUGUUGCAUUGCUGACGCAAUUUUUUCUCAUCAUUAUAGGCUUAUUAUCUCAAUGAAGGUCAGUCACAGAAAAAAAUGUUGAAAAGACAUGAAUCUGGGACCAAUUUUGAUCACCCCAUUAAAAUGCAGCAGUUGAAGCAUAACUUUAAUCAGUGCCUUCAUGUCGUCACUACCAUGAGAACGCUUGCUUGAAGCUGUCCUUGCCUAUAGACAACUGCCUUGCACUGUAUGUGCCAUACUACAUCAUCAAGCUGCAUGUGUCUGCAUUGAUGGUCAGUCAUCAUGGAUCGUAACAGCAUGCUUACCAAGUUUGUGGAGGUUACAGGCUGUGAUCCUGGACUAGCUGCAGAUCUCCUUGCUGGGAAACAAUGGAAUUGGACUGCUGCAAUGAAUGAUUACAACCAGUUAACUGGUAGUCUGCCAACCAGUGCACCAUCCACCCCAUCCACCAAUCCCCCGCAAGCACCGGUCAUACCCUCACAAAGCAAAGCCCCUAAAUUAACACAAGGUACCCAUCAUGCCCCCACCACCCAGCAAGAUACAACCCAGCAUGCCUUACCUGGGCAUCAAGUGGUACAGUCCAGUGGCAUGACUACAUCAGCAGUGACUUCCUCUAUGAGUAAUGCAAGUGUGGGUGGUUCAUCAAGAAGUGAGGGCUCUUCACCAUCAUCAGGGGAACGGAGCAAGGAAGCGUCAUCACAGUCCUCUACACAACGCAGCCUUUCCAUUCCACAGGAUGAGAAGGAUGCACCUCCUAGGUCACCAGCACCAAUAAAGAAACUCCAGCGUGGCAUAUCCAAGGCCAACUGUGCGCUCGUAGAUCUGAGCCGCAAGCAAGUCACAGAAGACAAGCAGGAGCACGCGCAUCAUCUAGUAGACACACCCAUGUAUACCUUCAUUCUUCCAGACUUGGCGCUCUUCCCGGCUGAGUUCCGUGCCUUUAUGGAGAAGGACUUGCUGGAGGUGACCACUAUGGCCAACCUGGAAAACACUGGCCGACUCAAUUGGUGGGCAGAUGGCAAUACGUGUAGUCGCUUAUGGCCAAUGGCAACUACUGGUGAUGGCAACUGCCUACUGCAUGCUGCAUCUCUGGGUAUGUGGGGCUUUCAUGACAGACAGUUAACACUGCGCAAGGCUUUGUACCAUGCACUAACAGAGAACCCACGCAGUCCACGCAUGCAGAGGCUGAAGAGACGAUGGCGAUGGCAGCAAACUGAGGUCAAUCAGAAGUGUGGUCUUGUGUACUCUGAACAGGAGUGGGAGGAGGAAUGGAAAGGCAUGCUUCGUCUAGCCUCAGCCGAGCCAAGAACACCACAGCCUGGAAACUCCAAGAGUCCCCUACCAACACUGUCAGAAGACAAGCCUCCUACCCCCACAGAUAAUGAGGAAGAGCUGACCUACGAGAGCCUAGAAGAGUUCCAUGUAUUUGUCCUGGCCCAUAUCCUACGCCGGCCUAUCAUCAUUGUAUCAGACACCAUGCUACGUGAUGCUGACGGCGAAGCCUUUGCACCUAUCUCCUUUGGAGGCAUCUAUCUGCCUGUGGAGGUAGCUCAUAGAGAGUGUGAGGCUUCCCCAUUGGUCCUGACCUACGAUACAGCUCACUUCUCUGCCCUGGUGCCUAUGGAGCAGGACUUGGAGGACUAUGAUCGCCAAACUGGAAGCACCAACCCUCUACCUGUUGUCAUACCGAUCACGGACUGUGACCACAAGCUGCUGCCGGUGCAUUUUGCAGUAGAUCCAGGGCCUAAUUGGCAGUGGGGCAACACUAAGAAAACUGGCAGCCAGACAGACAAAAGUCUAAGCGUGACAGACAAGCUCAAGCUUCUACAUCAGUAUCUGAGUCUGGUGAAGAUUCCAGUCCAGAACAGAGUCAGUGAAGAUGCUUCGUCAGAGCAAGAGGGACAACAAUCUCUAAGGACCUCAUCAAAUGACCUCAAGUCUCAGGUCAACCGCCCAAAGUCCAUGAACCUAGAUAAAGGUGACAAGGGACGUGGGUCAUUCGGUAAGAAACUCAAGUACUUUGCCAAGCUUGAAAAGCACAAAAAUGGAGGUAUUUCUGCCGGUGAUAAAAAUGUGCCGUUGUCAGAGAGAAAAAUUGGACCAAUAACUCUAGCUGAUUUGGAAGACCCAACCAUGAUUGUAGGAUCCAAGAUGAGUGAGAGGAGACACAGGUUGCAAGAGGAGAUGAUCAAGAACUACAUAGACAAGGCUAAAGAAAGGUUUGAAGAGGAACGCAGACUAAAGAGGAUUCUUAAAGAAGAGAAUCGUCAACAGCAGCAACUGACAACCUCCCACUCAUCACCCGCAAGGAAUUGGGAUGAACCUGUGGUCAGAAGCAGAGGGUUUUACAAUGAAUACCCGGUAAGCCAAGGCUACACAAGACAAGAACAGGGAUACCAGAACAGGCAGCCUAGUCCCGAGGCCUACCGGCGAUACAACCAGCAGGCUACACACCUGAAUGUCUACCAAGCUCCCUUGAGUCACACAAAAAGCAAUCCUAUACCACAGGCAUCUAUGGUCCAAUCACAAUAUCACCAACCAUUACUUACUUCCCUGACUGGUGCCAGACCUGCAAGUUACCAGCAUGGCUACCAGCUUGAUGCACCUGCCGAGUCAACUGUCCUCGUUAAUCAACUCAAUGUUCAGCCCCAGCGCCGAGCCAAUAAACCAUUAGGUCAUGAGAAAAGGCCUGGAGCCAUCGGCCAACUGGUGCAAGGAAUGCAUGAGCUACAACCCACAAGUGUGUACCAACAAUCCCCAUCUCAGUCAGAACAACAGCCAGCCAGAUCUCCCCAGAUUGCACGAUCUGCCAAAGUGGUAUCUCAGCAGCCGCAUCAGUCGACCUCUGGGUCCUCUCUGUUGCCUCCCUUAACCCAGCCUGGCUCCAGGUCACCACAAGCUCCUCCAUCCCCUCUAUCACCACGCUCAACUCAAGCACCUCCAUCACCACAGCCGUCAAAGCCGUCUUCAAAAUCAGCAAAACCAGUCAAGUCCAAAGAUUCCAAAGGCAAUAAAAGCAAGUCCAAUGAUAAGGGAAGUAGGCCCUGCAUGAAGAAAGGCUGUGACUUCUAUGGCACAGAGAGCACUGACUUCCUCUGCUCUCAUUGCUAUGAACUCAAGAUCAAGAACGGAAGAUCCAAUCGAAAAUAGAAACCCUCACACACACACACACACACACACAAAGGAAACAAGCAAACGAGAGGAUGCUCCAUAUUGAAUCCUUUCAUAAAGUAGACCUGCCAGAACAUUUUUCACUCGGAUUGUCAUCAUUAGUUGUUGACAGCUAUUGAAUCUUUUGGAUAUAACACAGCAAUAUUACUGCAAUAUGGUGUCUUUUAGGACCUAGGGGCAUUCUUAGAGAAAGUGUGAAGACAUUUUCUCAAAAAAAACAACACCUUUUAUGUGGGAAAUGUUAUCAGCACACUUUUCCUAGUGGUGGGUCUAAGAUGUUCAUUAUGCAACUCAUCACAUGACAGUCAUGGUGUACCCCUAAGCAGAUUAUCACUGCCAUGAAUAUUGGUAGAUCCUGCAACAUGUCUGCAGAAUAGCCUCUAAAAACAGGCAAACAUUGUGGGUCUUUCAAUAGGUUUGUACAAUGUAUGUAUUCAUAUUGGAGCUGUAAGACAUGUUUGAGGCAAGGAAAGAAAUGUUACUGUGGAAUAGUGUACAAUCUUCCAAGUGCAAGUCUGUUUGAUACAAACUGUUUUCUAUUGAACAUUGAGCAUACAUGCACAUGGGGUAUUACAUGUGUGUCAUUUAAGUGCCAAUAUAUUGUUUGGUAUUUGAGGGAAGUCUCCUUUGUUUUUUGGGGUUUUUUUUGUUAAAUAGCACACUUACAUCCAAAUGUGAAACAAUAAUGCAUUUAAUAAUGAGUAAUGUAUCCUUAUGUACAAACAUUUACGAAAGAUCUUUAUAUGUUAUAUUUUUCUCUACUUUGGUUAUGGUUAUCUGUAUAUUGGUCAGUUGGAUGCUGUAUGUAUAUACUUUUUGCUUACAUGUAGUUUCCAUUACUUAUUUGUAUUCUGCCAGCAUUUUUAGUUUAUAUCUUUUUCUUAAGAAAAUCGGUUACAAUUUUAUUUAAUUUGCAAUUUUUACAACUUGUGUGAAAAUUACAUGCAAAGCAUACAUGUGGUGUUUAUUCUGUAAAUUUAAAUGCAUUGUUAUUCCAAAUGAGCUUGUUUGAAAUCUUUUUUUGUAUAGGCCUAAAUAAAGUGUACUUAAUUUUUUACAGUUUUUAUCACAUCCUCCAAUUAGUUUCCCAAGCAGUUCGUCUCCCUACCCACCAUGAUUCCAAACUCACAGAUCGUGCUUUGCUCACAUUAUUUCGUUGAGGGGAAAACAAAGAAUUGAGGAGGAAAAAUAAUUACAAAACAUUAAAUGCAAACAGUGCAUAGCUUCAAAUUUACUAGUUCAACAUUACUAUUUCAAAAUGUCAUGCACUGUAGGCAUCAGAUUGUUCACCCGCAAUUCUUUGUUGUCCAUUUUAGAAACAAAGCAUGAUGAAUUUUGAAAAAGUUGCCUUUUAAACUUUUUCACUGUGGCUGUGAGUGCAAAAGUCAUUUAAUUUGUUUUUAAGUCUGCUUGAUUUAUUCAAGUCAAGUUUUUAUUUAGUAAGGCUCAUUAAAUCUUACCUUGUGCUGUAAGGUUCUUUUUAUUUUUAAGUAUCAAAUUCUUCACUUUAAGGUGUAUUGUAUGUUAAUGGUCAUAUUGAGCUUUAGUUCUGUUAAGAGCUUUUGAUAAGAAUAUUCAAAUUUACAUCUCACACAAAUGUAAUAUAUUUUAUCAGUAAAUCACUUGUCAAUCUGAACUCUGCAUAGUAAGUUGAUAAAUUAGCUCAAAAUGGUUCCCCCUUGAGAUGGCAAGUCAGUUUAUCGAUUUUCAAAUUCAUAACAUUUAAUUCCGUCAGCUCAGAAAGAAUUCAACCGCUCGUGCAUCAAAUGUACAUACAUGUAUAUGCCCUUUUUUUAUUUGUGGGUAUGUUAACUUUUAUGUUAUAAUUUUAUUUAUUGCUAUAAUUAUUGGGGAGCUAACAUUUCGGCUGGAAUAAGAACUGCAAGACAGCAUUAGAAAUGUGGGGAAAUAUUUUAUUAUUCAAUAAGAGCCUCCAGUUAAGUGGUUUUGUUUUCAUCAACAAGGUGCAUUAGGCUGUGCACAUGAGAGUUGUGAUUCUGAAAUUCAAGCAGUUUUAUGCCAAACGUAUUCACUAUUAAGGUAUGGAGCAUACAUUUGAUUAUGAAAAUCACUGUGAUCUUUUAUUUUGGAGCUAAUGUACACAAUCGCUAGCCAUGGCUUGUAAAUAUCACAAAUAUCAAACUUCUUAUUGUUAUUUUACACCCAAUGAUGUUAUUGCAGACACAUUGACUUUCUCCUUAAUGUCGUCUUCUGUGGAUUUCAUAUGCAACAUGUUUUAUCAAUGCCAAGUAACUUGUUGGAAGACCACAUUUUGAAAUGAAUGAAUAGUGGGCAAUGUAAAACUGGGAAAGAAUGUUGCAUCCUGACGCCAAUUUUUCUUCAUAUAUUAUCUCAGUGAGGGUCAGUCAUUGCAAACAUGUUGAAAAGAUAUGAAUCUGGGACUGAGAAACAUUUCCAAUUUUGUUUAAAAAAUACUUUGAAAAUGCACUCAACUCUCGUAGACAACCAAAAAGUGGCGUUUACAUUCUUUCCUAUAACUGUUGACUUUGCUUUUGUGUGUGGAUGUAUACAGCAUCGAACCCGUUCCCUUAGGUUAUUUCAGUUGGAUCUUCUUUUCCAUGUGCCAAUUAAUCUGUGCCAUUAUGUAUUCCAGAUCAAUCAUUGUGCCUUUGAUUGUGCAAGUAAUUCCCAAUGCCUUGGUCAAGUCGACAUUGGGUAGAGGUAUAAAUGUCAAUUUGAGUACAAUCAUUUUCUUGAAAGCUUGUUAGUGAGGGAUAUGUGAGCCCAAAGCUCCAUGGUCAGUCUUAUACUAUCAAUUUGAUCUGUAUACAUUUUAGAAAGUUGGAUUUUUUUUAUAAUUGAUUGAAACAUUAAAAUUACAGGUUAUUCAGUUAUUUCAGUUGAAUUCAUUGCAAAUCUAAGGUGAGCAAAAAUGAAAUAGGUUUAAAAAAAAAAAAUUAUUAAAGUACAAGUGUUUAAAUUUGUUUUGUUUUAUUUUGGUGUUUUGGGAUUUUUUUUUUUAAAGGGAUAUUUUAAUUAGGUUCAUUGGAAUGAAUGUGUGUUAAAAUGUGGACAAUUCAUCUUGAAUCCAUGCAAAUAAACUAGUUGAUUGGCAUUUGCACAUUCUAAA
This is a messenger RNA of Patiria miniata (bat star), 6283 nucleotides long. RefSeq names its product OTU domain-containing protein 7A-like. The record is from RefSeq and is a predicted model, not a curated record. Gene Ontology annotation, molecular function: K63-linked polyubiquitin modification-dependent protein binding; zinc ion binding; cysteine-type deubiquitinase activity. Lineage: Eukaryota; Metazoa; Echinodermata; Asteroidea; Valvatida; Asterinidae. Gene Ontology annotation, biological process: protein K48-linked deubiquitination; protein K63-linked deubiquitination; protein deubiquitination involved in ubiquitin-dependent protein catabolic process. The transcript is spliced from 9 exons. Gene Ontology annotation, cellular component: cytoplasm; nucleus. The coding region runs from base 304 to 3171 and encodes 955 amino acids.